UUAAUGUUUUAUAGUUUUACACGCUUCAUCAAUUUCCGUCGUGUGUUUUCAGUUUGUGACAGUUAUUUAACAAUAUUCACUGAAAAUACAAAAUAUUACCUAUAAGAUGGAUUGUAAAGUAAUACCUCUUUUACUUAUCUACAUGUAUCUGACUACAGUUGGAUGUGAAGAAAUUAGUUGUGAUAGUGGACAAUGGGGAAACAACUGCACGAGCACCUGUCCAGCUUUUUGUACAUCCUAUGGUUGCGACAAGAAAACUGGUAUUUGUUACGAAUGUAUAAAUGGCUACCAAGGAAAGUAUUGUGAUAUACCAUGCCCUUUUAAGUGUAUAAGAUGUGACCAAUACAAUGGAAAAUGUUACACAUCAUGUUCCAUUAACUGUCGCAAAUGCACUACCGAACAUCCAUGUUUAUAUUGUAAAGAUGGCUGGUAUGGAAAGUCGUGUGAAAAGCCUUGCAGUUUAAGACCAGGGUGUGCGGGAAGCUCCUGUUCGAACUACUAUGGCAAUUGUCCUGUUUGUCACGAUGGAUGGUACGGGUAUAAAUGCGAAAACCAAUGCCCGAACUGUUUCGGUAGCUGUUAUAAAUCUGGAUAUUGCCCUCAUUGUAUUUCAGGAUUUUGGGGUAGAUUUUGUGAGAAGAAAUGUACAGGAACUUGCGAAAUGUGUGAUAAAAAUGACGGGCAAUGUGUGCUAUGCCCGGACAAAUAUUGGGGGCCAAACUGCUCUAACCUCUGUAGCCUAAAUAAUUGCGAGAGGUGUGAUGUAAAUACAGGAAUUUGCAAAAAAUGUAAAGCAGGCUACUGGGGUACAGACUGUAAGAGACAAUGUAACAAUUGUAUUGACAAAAAAUGUGAUAUUUCAUCAGGCGUAUGUGAAAACUGCAAGAUGGGUUAUGCAGGCGAACAUUGCAACAUAAAAUGUGAAACAUCUAGAUGUUCACAUUGGUACUGUAACAGAAGACAAGGGUUCGCUUGCUCAACUUGUAAACAUGGGUAUUGGGGUACAUUUUGUGAAAAUAAAUGUAAUUGGAAAAAUUGCUUAAUAUGCAGUAAAGAUUUUGGGAUUUGUACCAAAUGUACCGCCGGGUAUUGGAGUUCUUCCUGCGAGAUGGAAUGUCCGGCGAACUGCAUACUAAGCUGCGACAAAAGUUCAGGUGCCUGUAAUUAUAAAUAUGUACAAGAUGCUUUAUAUGUACAAGAUGCUUUUCUAAACAAAUUUUACUGUAAUUGUAAGCCAGGAUAUUGGGGAACUAGGUGUGAAAAUAAAUGUUCAGAAGAAAAUUGCGAAAGUUGUGACCGUUAUUCUACCCCUGGGCUUUGUUCCAAAUGUAAGCCUGGGUUUUGGGGAUUCGACUGCCGUAGUAGAUGCUCUCCUGACAAAUGUAUGGAAUGCAACAUAGAUGAUGGCCUCUGUACGUUGUGCGAGACCGGAUUUUGGGGGAAAGAAUGCAACUUACUUUGUCCAGGCCAGUGUCGCUGCUGUAACGCUAUUUCUGGUAAAUGUGUUCCGGACAAAUGCUCGGCCAUGACCAUGAUGACCGUAACACCAUAUGCAGCAAAAGACAAUGACAGCUUGCUGAUUGUUGGUAUUGUACUGAUAAUUUGUUCCAUCGUCAUACUGUUGUUGGUAAUCGUAUUCCUUUCCUUUAGGAUAAAUCGCAGAAGGCGAAGGUCAACUAAAACUACUGCACAACAUCAGAAUAACAAAGAUAAUACAGUGUCAUACAGAGUGAACAAGGAACGGGAAAUGACUAAGAAUGCAGGCCAGUACACGAAUGAGACGUACAACGAAUCAGACAUUGACAGCAGACCGGAAACUAAAUAUGACAACAUGAAUUUUUUUUAUUAAACAUGAUCGUGUCUGAAGAUGUUGAAAACCGAUUAAAAUGUGUGGAACACUUCAGAAAUAUCUAGAAUAUAAAAACAUGCUGAGGAACUGUUAUAUCUCUCUACAAUGUAUGUCAUGCACUUACCAUACUACAUGUAUUAUAAUUUGACUGUAUAUUUGAAAAAAGUAGCCAAAUUAUAUUGCAAUACAAAUUUAAUUAUAUUUGUGUAUUUGCUGAACUAAAAUAAAGUAGCCCAAUAUGUUUCAUUGCAAUGAAAAAUAUUUGUUUACAGUGAAAACACGGAAAAUGAAAACUUGCUUUUUUUUAUAUAAACACUUUUUU
Molecule: messenger RNA, 2171 nt
Organism: Ruditapes philippinarum (Manila clam)
Lineage: Eukaryota; Metazoa; Mollusca; Bivalvia; Venerida; Veneridae
Product: multiple epidermal growth factor-like domains protein 11
Exons: 5
Coding region: 107-1849 (580 amino acids)
Molecular function (GO): scavenger receptor activity
Source: RefSeq, a predicted model, not a curated record